This is a messenger RNA of Papilio polytes (common Mormon), 1467 nucleotides long. RefSeq names its product TBC1 domain family member 5 (gene TBC1D5). The coding region runs from base 162 to 1328 and encodes 388 amino acids. Gene Ontology annotation, biological process: activation of GTPase activity. The record is from RefSeq and is a predicted model, not a curated record. NCBI's taxonomy places the organism in Eukaryota, Metazoa, Arthropoda, Insecta, Lepidoptera, Papilionidae. The transcript is spliced from 11 exons. Gene Ontology annotation, molecular function: GTPase activator activity.
UUGUCAACAUUUUAACUGGUUUGAAACGGUUGUUUUUCUUUAUUUAUUUUACACUAAUAUAUAAAAGAAUACUAUAAAUAAAGUACUAUAAACUUUCAAUCGAUUAAUGUUACAAUUUUAAGUCUUAUUUACAAUAGUGCGCUAUGUCUGUUUAAUACAAUAUGGAGCCGAAUAACAUAGAUUCUUCGAUGGGUUCGCCGCCACAUAAUCAUGUAGAAGCCACAGAUUACGAUUUACAUUUUGCAACAUGGAGUUUGGAGUAUUUGAGGAAUGCGGCAUUGAAGCUCCAGUUGGUGAGGCCAAGGAGUCUUGCUUGGGCUAUCUUGUUGAAUGCCCUCCCUCCACCUUCUAGUGAUAUAAUAACUAAUAUUAAGGCUCAUCGGAACUUCUACAAUGACUUAAGGGACAAGUUAUCGAUGGACCCACGAGCUGUCAUCGGUGAUGACCCACUCUCACAGAAUGAUGAGAGUGCAUGGAAACAACAUUUCUGUGACAAUGAACUGAAAGCUCUAAUAUUACAGGAUGUUGUUAGGACUUAUCCAGAAGAGGUAUAUUUUAGAGAUAAAGAUGUACAAGAUUUAAUGGUGCGUGUUUUAUUUUUCUGGGCUCGAUCUCACUCAGUAGGCUACAGACAAGGAAUGCAUGAAAUAUUGGCUCCGUUACUGUUUGAGUUAUACGAAGAUAGAAAAUAUGCACCGGAUGAUGUCAGUGAUACGCUCAAAUGUUAUUUAGAUAAGGAUUAUUUGGAACAUGAUAGUCAUAUGUUAUUUAAUGCUGUAAUGAAGGGAGUGGAGAGGUUCUACAGUACGGGCGACGUGGUGCCCUCCUCCUGCGGCAGACUGCCCACCUCCACGUCAGUACAUAGUCAAAACGAGGUGGUGCGAUAUCUGGAGCAUGUGAAGGACGAGUAUUUAGUGCCGUUGGACAACGAGUUGGCCACACAUUUGGCCAAAUGCAAUAUAUCUAUGGAAUUGUUUGGAAUUCGCUGGCUGCGGCUGCUGUUCGGGCGCGAGUUCCCGCGCCGCGACACGCCGCGCCUGUGGGGCUUCGUGUUCGCGGAGGGCCCCGCGCUGCGCCACCUGCACUUCCUCGUGCUGGCCCUGCUGCUCGCUAUGAAGAAGUCCCUGAUGGUAUCGGAGAGCGGCGCGGCGCUGUCCGCGCUGAUGCGGCCCGCGCGCGCGCCCGCCGCCUACGUGUGCGCGCUCGCGCUGCAUCUGCGCACCCCGCACGCGCCGCGCCCCCACACGCCCCCCACACCCUCCCCACCCUCCACACCUCCCACACCACCCACACCACCCACCCCGCCUACGUCCUACACGUACGGGUAAGUACCGCAGUUUGUUGCUCAUCUUUAAACUUUCACAAUCUUACAAAUAAACACUGUGUUUUUAUGUUAAUUUACUAAUAUUUCCCUAAAACAUGCCAACUAAUCUCUAGGCUUGUGCUAGGAUAUGGCUCACGACGUCU